Molecule: messenger RNA, 537 nt
Organism: Hibiscus syriacus
Lineage: Eukaryota; Viridiplantae; Streptophyta; Magnoliopsida; Malvales; Malvaceae
Product: signaling peptide TAXIMIN 1-like
Exons: 2
Coding region: 31-258 (75 amino acids)
Source: RefSeq, a predicted model, not a curated record
AUAAAAAAGAAUAAAAAGAAGCGAAAAACCAUGUGCAGUGAAGAUUGCAGGCCACUGGGCUUCCUCCUCAGCCUUCCCUUUGCUUUACUUUCUCUCAUCAUCUCUAUUCUCGGCGUUGUUGUUUGGAUCGUGGGGUUGUUGUUGACACUCAUCUGUCCUUGUUGUUUGUGCGUGACGGUGAUAGUGGAGAUGGCAUUGGAGUUGAUCAAAGCUCCAAUUCAUGUUAUCAAAUGGUUCACCCAACAGAUCCCUUGCUAAUUCCUCUUUUAAUCUUCACUGCCUGCUCUGUUCUGCUUAUUUUUCUCACUUCUUAUUUGGGUUUAAACAUGGCUAUCAUAUAUAUAUACACACACACACAUCUCUUUGCAAGUUAUAUGUUCGAUGAUUGUAAGGGUGAAAUUUAGGCCAAGUUUCAUUGUUGUAUUCUUGGCUCUUGAUUGUAGCUAAGUAGAUAUUCUUUGUGUGGUUUCUGUGAUAUGAUAACAUUAAUUAUACGCCCAUCGGCAGCGCAUUCCAUCUGCUAAAUGAAAUCUGAAA